Molecule: messenger RNA, 492 nt
Organism: Triticum turgidum subsp. durum (durum wheat)
Lineage: Eukaryota; Viridiplantae; Streptophyta; Magnoliopsida; Poales; Poaceae
Source: the annotation of a GenBank genome assembly
AUGGGAUAUCUUGCACCAGAACUCUCGCGGACAGGUAAACCAACACCCUUCUCUGAUGUAUACGCAUUUGGCGUCUUUCUCCUAGAGGUCACAUGUGGACGUAGGCCAAUGUUCACCGACAAGCAAAACAAUCGGUUAUUGUUGGUCGAGUGGGUGCUUGAGCACCACCACAAUGACUUAAUGCUCGACACGGUGGAUCCACGACUUGGAGGGGAAUUCAACACGGAGGAGGUAACCAUCGUGUUCAAAUUGGGUUUGCUAUGCACGUACCCAUUGCCCAACGCGUGGCCUAUCAUGCGAAAGGUCAUGCAGUACCUUGACCAUGAUCAAUCGCCUCCUGAUUUAUCACCGGCCUACAUAAGCUACAUCAUGAUGGCCCAACUACAAAAUGAAGGGUUUGAUUCACACAACAUGUCAUGUUCUCAUGCACCAAUGAGUGUUGCCACCGUUUCGGGUGAGUCUUCAGUAACAAUUUUGCGAGAGGGAAGAUGA